Molecule: messenger RNA, 19753 nt
Organism: Folsomia candida
Lineage: Eukaryota; Metazoa; Arthropoda; Collembola; Entomobryomorpha; Isotomidae
Gene: kug
Product: fat-like cadherin-related tumor suppressor homolog
Exons: 66
Coding region: 1511-18103 (5530 amino acids)
Biological process (GO): homophilic cell-cell adhesion
Cellular component (GO): plasma membrane
Molecular function (GO): calcium ion binding
Source: RefSeq, a predicted model, not a curated record
UCAGUCGUACCAGAGCUUGCGAAGUGAAAGGACGCCGCUUCACUCCUCUCUCAACUAACUCGUUUGAAAACCUCGUGCUAAAAAAUUAUGGAGAAUUGGCUACAAAAAGUUAGCUAAAGUGAAGUAAAAGUGCAAACUAGGCGAAAAGAAAGAAGAAGAAGAAGAAACCUUUCCCCAAUUUAUUAUUAAGUGAAAGUGAAAAUUGGAAUUUCUUCUUAACAAUCUUCUCUCCCUCCCCUCCUUGAUUUCGUACUUAUCCGAAAGUGUGAGUUGAGACGACUACGUUGCUUUUUAAAAAAGUUUGAAGAAUCGCUAAAAAACUUUUUAAGGAGUUAAUAAUUGGGAUAGGAUUGGAUUUUUGGGUGAACUCAAGUGGUCGCGUUAUCCGUCAAUUCACUACUAUUCAUUCAUGUGGGAUGGUUACGAGAAGAGUGGAGGAAUUGUGCACAAGUAAAAGUUUUUCAAGUUUUUCUCUUGUGUAAAGUUGCUGAGAGUACAGCAAAAGGAAAACCAAGCUGUUCUCCUGGCUUGAAUUUUAUUCUAUUCUAUUCACUGUUCCAUUAUAUCCGGGUUGGUUUGGUUGAGUAGCCGACAGACGACAAAACGGAAUAAACUGAUGAUGUCAACCUCGUCGUCAACCCAAUAAUAAAGUUGUCUCGGGGAGAAAAAAGUGCACAAAAGUUCGGCAGGAAUAUAAGAACAGCAAAAACAAUUGAAUUGGACGACUAAAAAUGGAAUAUUUAUAAAGUCGGGAAAACAAUUUGCACACUUUCUCUUCAGGAAAUAUACAAACAAACAAAUAUUUUUCUUCUUCGUCAAAUUCUCAACUUUCUCUGGAGAAAAUUUUUAAUAUUUCUUCCUUCUCGUCUGGAACAGUUUGUCUCGUCGUGAAAGUUGCACAUUCUGAUUAUUGCGAAGAGAAAGUUAUAACUUGACAAAAACCAACAACAACUGGGGACAAGUAUUUCUUCUCAGAGAAGUGUGGAGCUACUACUAUAGUGAAUUUCCUUCCUGAGAAAGUUGGUGAGUUUUCGGAUUCACUCCUCCCAAAAUUUACAAGAGAUUCAGAUUUCUCCUCCCUAAAAGCAAGCUAGAAAAGUCUGCUUGGUUGGUGAGUGAGUGAAAGUGAAGUCUCAGCAAUUUCGUCUUGCCGGUUGCUGAGCAAAAUAAAUAAAUAUCUGUGUAGCUGUACAGAUAAGUGUGUGUGGUUUAGGAUAGCAGACGAGUUUCGGUGGGUGUAAAGUAAGUAUUUGGUGUGGGUGUGGAUUGGAUUUUGUAACUACACUCUCUCCAUAUUAGAGCAUUAGAGCGAGAAUUAAGAACAGACCAGAACGAUCCCUGAACCAGAUUAGCGGCUGAUCUCCGUAAGAAAAAAAUGGGAUAUUGGGAAAUCUUACAAUAAAUAGAGAACUACAAGAAUAAAAAAUUGCCUCAAAAACGUCCCACGCGGAAGAAUGAGGACGAAAAGUGGGAAAUUUAGCAGCCAAGGUGGGCCAUAUUUCCCGUCAAUAUGAGGAUGCGGCGACCACACCCACCCUUAAUCCCUGCGGUGGCGGUGGUGGUUGCCAUCAUCCCGUGCUGGCUCCUCAUCAUCGUCACUGCCGCCACCACCACCACGACCGGAAGUGGACAUAGCAAGGGACCACUCCGCGAUGGUGAGGGCAGCGUAAAGGACGACAUCAAAGAUUUCAAAUUCACACAGCCCUCGUACAAUGCCACCGUUCCGGAAAAUUCGCUCGGAUCCACACUCAUCUUACCGUACACGGGGGAACAGAUUUUCACGGGUGGAAAGAAUCCUUCAUCAUCAUCUACCGGUCCCCAACUAAAAAUGGGCGUGUGGAACCCUACCAAACGACCCGUCCAUUACAGCAUAACAUCCGGCGAUACCUAUUCCAUGUUCCGGUCUGAAUCCUUGCAAAUUGGAGAUUUUAACUUUCUCAUUUUACGGGUCCGAAAUAAUGAUCGAAUUUUAAAUCGUGAAUUCAAAGAAUGGUACAAACUCGGCGUAAAAGCAGAUCUGUUGGAUCACCACCACCCCAAACAAUAUUUCAAUAAUGCCUCACUCGCCAAAGCUUUCCCACUCGUGGGGUCGUCGUCAGACUUGCUGUUUGAGGAGGAAGGAGAGCAUGAGACUGAACCCCCUCCAGACCAAAGUCAACCCCAACCACCCCCAGCCACCAAGAUGUUCAUCAUAUCUGAGGAAGUCCUACUACCACCGCCAGACAAAAGCAGCCCUUUCGGAGACGACACUUCGCUCCGAGACCCAUUUAGUUUAGUCCAGGAUGCAAACAGUGUCGGUGUCAGUGGUGGUAAAAAUAAGAAGAAUAAUAGCAAAGUGUCGAGGAGAACUACUAAACAGAAGAGAGACGAUGAUGUGAACAGUGACGAUAUUUUUAGUGGUGGUGGUGGUCGUCGUGGGGGCAGGGGGAGAAAGAGAAACGGAAGUAGCCGGAUAGAAAGUGAAACCGACUCUUUCGACACGACCCUUUUUCCCCCCUUGAGACGAACUCUGAGAGACGAAAAACUCAAGAAAACGAGCUUCACUCCGAGUAAUGUGACGCGAUCCGGUGGGGGCAAGCCUAACCGGGUGCGUGGUGGGAGUGGUGGUGGUGGUGCUGGGAGACGUCGGAAUAAAAACCGACCCUCAUCAUCCCAGGAAAUAAAUGAGAUUAACGUGGAUGUCGACAUGGUGAAGAGUGUAACUGUUAGAACUACGAGUAACAAUGUGCCAAGUUAUAAUAAACGAGUGACAACGACAAUGACCACGACGCCAACGACGACCACAACGACGACCAAACGUCCAAAGAUGAUGGUGGCGCAGCAACAGGACAAAAAUGGCGGAAUUAUUUUGACCAGUGCGGAAACGACAGUUUUCGUGAGAGUGAUUGAUGUCGAUGACAAUCAGCCCGUCUUUGAAAGCCAAACGUACGACAUCGGGGUCAACGAGGAUGCCCCGAUUUUAUCCAAAGUUGCCAAAAUAUCCGCCGCAGAUGCAGAUAUUGGGAGAAAUUCAGAAAUUUAUUACAGUUUAUCCGAGUGGUCCAACUCUUGGAGUAUCGAUCCCAUCACGGGCAUCCUGUCUCCUACACGUCCCCUCCUCGGCCGCACCGGAAAGGGCGACCGCGACCGUGAGACAAUCCAUAUCAGGGCGAAAAACAGGUGGAACAUGACCCCAACUUCUGGCUCCAUCGCCGCCGUGAACAUCCACAUUCGUCCCGUCAAUAGAUACGCGCCACAAAUCCGUGUUAAUCGUCCUCCUCAGGUCGAAGUUCGCCCGUAUGGCGUAAUUUACGCCGUCGUCUCAAUCCGCGACGCCGACGAGGGAGAAAAUGGCGUUGUCGAUCUCGAAAUAAAAGAAGGCGACCCCAACGGAAUAUUCCGCAUUACACCGACAUCCUCCCGGAAUGAGUUUUACGUCGAAAUGUCGCCAAUUAUUGCAACCAAUUUGGGUAAAAUUGAACGUCUUCAUCAAUUCAAUUUAACCUUACGAGCAACAGAUCGUGGAUCACCGGCUAAAAGUUCUGAAAAGGAACUCCAAGUUCGCGUGGCGGACACGAUCUGGUCGGAAAAAGGGGGAGAAAAUACGGCCAUUUUUGAUAAGGAUGUGUACGAAGUGGAAAUCUCGGAAACAACGAGUCCACCGCAUUCCGUUGUUUUCAGACUGAACCGACCAAAUUCCGCUGUCGGACUGUCCAUCUCGAGUGGAAAUGAGGGUGACGAUUUCGUCCUUGAAGAGAAAAGCGGGGUCCUUUAUACGAAUAAGUGGUUGGACGCGGAGACCAAAUCGACCUACACGUUGACCAUAGAUUCACACGACAGGAGGCCUGCAUCUCAACAGCAGAGGAGUGGCGACUACUACAGGAGGAGACAAUCCGUGGCCAAAAUCAUUGUCAAAGUUAUCGACGGGAACGACAACUCCCCCGAGUGGGAACCCAUGCCAAAUAACAGGUCUAUUUUUACCGUCAUGGAGAAUGAGGCUGUCGGGACGAAAGUGACAAGGAUUGUGGCCAAGGACCGUGACUCGGGAGAAAAUGGCUACGUAACCUACAGCAUCGCCAACUUAAAACCGACCCCUUUCACCAUUGACCACUUUUCCGGUGAUAUUCGCACUGGUCGUCUCCUCGACUAUGAAAUUGACCGGAGAGAGUUCAGUCUAAAGAUUCGUGCGUCCGAUUGGGGCCAACCGUCCCGUCGUCAGAGUGAGAAAGUAAUGACGAUAAUGUUGAAGGACGUCAACGACAACCGACCACUCUUCACGGUGAAGGAAUGCGUCGCCAUAAUCGACAAGGGGAUCAAAUUCGAGACUGAAAUUGGGAGGGUGGAAGCCAUCGAUUUCGAUCGGGAGGAUGUCGUCAUGUACAGAAUUGUUGGGGGGAAUGAGGACGCUUGUUUUGGAAUUGAUACCACAAGUGGGAAGAUUAAGGUGGUCUGUGAUCUCCGCGAUGUCCGCGUCCCCAAACGUUUCCUUAACGUUACCGCCACCGAUGGCGAAUACUACUCGGACGUCAUGUCGAUCAAAGUUGAACUUGGUGGCGAAGGUCGGAUGACCCAUCUCAAAGUGAAUCGAACCACACCUCCGUCCGAAAAUGGUUCUUCGUCAUCUUCAUCAUCACCUCGAUCCGGGAUCAAAUUAUUCUCCACGGCAAAUUCCGUUUUCGAAUGUGAGGACACCGGAGUUCGAGAGAGAUUCGACCAAAUGGCGGCCCUCAGUGAGAAAAAUAAUCAGUUUGAGGAUGGCGAGGAAGGCUUCCCCCCACUCCCGUCGAGAUACCGGGACAACGUCCACACCCCGCAGUGGAUCGAUGUGCCAAAAGAAAUCUCGGUUUUCGAAAACACGUCGGUGGGGGUGACCGUGCUAAAAUUGCGUGCUCGUGACCUCGACAAGGGUUACAAUGGCCUCCUCACGUUCGUCAUCUCGUCCGGCGAUGAGGCUCACGGUGCUUGGGACAUAGUCAACCCGACCGGAAGUCAGGAUUCUGACGAGGGAGAUCUCGCCCAUCUUGUCGUUGCCGCACCGCUGGAUCGGGAACAAGUUUCGUCCUACAUGCUCAAUAUUAGUGUCUGGGAUCAGGGCAAACCUUCCAAAGUGUCUUCCAAACUACUUUUUGUUAAGGUCCAAGAUUCCAACGACUGCCGACCGACUUUCACCAAGGCGGCGACCAAGUUGAAGAUUGGGGAGGGUGGAGCCCUCGUCGGGGAGCAAUUAGUCGGUCUCUCCGCGUUCGAUGAGGACGAAGAAGGGACGCCCAACUCGUUAAUAUCGUAUCGACUCUUGUCGCCCACGGAGGAUUUCGCGAUAGACGAAAAAUUGGGGACGAUACGACUCCUUCGCGAGUUGGAUAGAGAAAGACAAGACUUUUACGAGCUUUUGGUGGCCGCGGAGGAUCACGGCGUCCCAAAAUUGUCCAGCAUUGCGGUUGUAUCCAUACAAGUGGAAGAUGUUAAUGAUUGUGCGCCGCGAUUUGAAUCUUUUGCGUCCAUGUCGUCUCACUCGUCGUCAUCAAGGAUCGUGUCCGUCCUGGAAGACUGGCCGGUGGGUGGGGUUGUGACGCAGGUGCUGGCACGAGACGAUGAUUUGGGGCUGGGGGGUAACGUGAGAUACGCCUUGGUCGGUGGGGUCGGUGAGGAGGAGGACUUCGAGCUGGACGAAGUUUCGGGGGUGUUAAGGGUCAAGAGAGAGCUGGACUAUGAGACGACCUCCAUUUACAACUUGACCAUUAGAGCACACGACAUGGGGACGCCUUCUCUUUCGUCCGAGACAUUUAUUGUGGUUGAGGUUCUCGACGUUCUCGAGUCCUCCACAUCCAUAUCUUUCUCGGAAGUCGCGAAGGAGACCUCCCUCCCAGAAACUACGCCGGUCGGAUCCUUAAUCACCCGGGUAGAACUGACUCCUUCCUCCGCCCUGGAACACUCUCUAGUCACCCUCACCCUCGAGGGCCCUUCUCGCUACUUGUUCACGAUUGACGAGACCGGCUCUGUCCGAACGGGCCACACCCUCGACUACGAGACACACCCGUCUCACUGGCUCGCCAUUCUCGCGAAAAGCGUGUCCAGUGGGAAAACUCUGGCAAAAAUGGAUCUCUUCGUCAACGUGACGGAUACUAAUGAAUGCGUGCCUUUAACGACUGAACCGGCGUACAGAGUAUACCUCUCCGAGAACACCCCACCGAGUCACAUCUUCCUAAAAUUAUCCGCCUUCGACUGCGACCCUUCCGGCCGAUUGACCUACUCGCUGAAAACAUCAACCCCUUAUUUCGACAUUGACCCGACUUCCGGUGAACUGGAAACGACCGACAUGGUUCUUGACCGGGAGAAACAACCCGUCCACAUUUUUGACGUUAUUGUCACCGAUGGUGGCGAUCCCCGACUUAAUUCAAGCACUCAAAUCGUCGUCGUUCUGCGCGACGAGAAUGAUAAUUCGCCCCGAUUUUUGCACAAACGUGGCAUUCACACCAUUCCCGAGUUGACGAUUGACCUCCAAGGUGACCAGCCCACGUCGGGUAAGAAAAAAAUGCACCCAAGUGACUCCAGUGCCGGGCUGAGCGAGGAGGACGAGGACGAAGACGAAGAAGACGACGAGGACUCGGAAGAUGACGACGAAGAGUUGAAAUGGUCCGAUUGGAAUGUGAUUGAGGAGCAAGAUGGCAUGUUUAGUGAGGGGGGCGGUUGGAAAAAAAUAUUUCAGGUCGUCGCCUUCGACAGUGACGAAGGUGUCAACGGUUCCGUCACGUACCGUCUCAAAUACCGCGUGAGUACGAGCAUAAACCAGGUCGGGGUGGAUGGCGCGACCCCGCCGCACCCACAACAAGCGCAACAAGCGGUCCACAAGGAGGACGAGGUGUACUCGAUAAAUCCCACGACGGGGGAAAUCUUCACGUCCGCUCCGCUCAUUAAGAGCGACACGAUGCUCAAGUUCAUCGUGGAAGCGACGGACGGGGGCAACCCGGCACAAAGCACGGAAACCACGCUUAUCUUACGAGUCAAGGGGAUCAACAGGGUCAAGUCACAACCACCACAAAUACUUAUACAAGACGAAACGGUCAUCCAACUCACCACGAAGGAACGUGCGGGUUACUCGGUCGAAACAAUUGAUGCCAUCGAUCCCGAGGGGGAGCAAUUAUGGUACGAAAUCGUAUCAGGCGAUCCCUCCCAAUACUUUAUAAUGUGGCCGGAAUCCCAGAAUUUAAUCCUGGCCAAGCGAAUCCCCAAACCCAUGGAUUUCAAGCUCAACAUCAGCGUCUCGGACGGCGUCAACCCCGUAUUUGUCCAGCUUUUCGUCAAAGUUGUCGACUCUCCGGGAGAAUCUGCCCUCAUUUGGUCGCAAUCUUCGUACACCGCAUCCAUCCCAGAACAACAGACUCCCGAUACGACCUUAUCAGCAUCGCCGUCUUCCCUCCUCAUCGCCAAGGUGUCCAUCAACUCGACCAUCUCGCUCACCCCGCCACGCGACAAGCACACCGACUCGGGCACCAUCCUCUACGGAUUUCACAACGUGCAGGACUCCCGCAGUUUGCAGCUUUUCUCCAUCGACACGAUCAGUGGGGAGGUCACCGUGCAAAAGGGUGUGGCCGGACUGUUCGACAGAGAGACGAUUCCGCAACACAUUCUCACCAUCAAGGCGAGAAACCCCACAAACACGUACGGAUUUGUGAGACUGGUCGUCAACGUGGAGGAGUGGAAUGACCACGCCCCCAUUUUCUACAUGGCGGAUGGAAGGUACUCAAGGAUGGAGGUGCGAGUCCCGGAAACGGCCGCAGUGGGGACGAGGAUUGCUCAGAUCGAAGCCUUCGACCUUGACGAAGGUGACUCUGGUCAACUCUCGUACUCGAUAACCUUUGGCAACAUUGGGAACACUUUCCGCAUCGAUAAGGACACCGGCUGGCUGACUUUGCAACGUCCCAUAUCCGGGUCUCGAGCGAAUACGGAGUAUCUCUUAACCAUCCAAGCCCUCGACGGUGGGACGCCCCCGCUUUCUUCGACCACAAGUGUCACAAUUAUUCCCACUCUGCCAAAUGACGACGAAACCCUCGCCCUCGACUGUCGGGGAGAUGACGAAUCUAAUUUUGGCCGCAAUUUGGCCCCACUUUCCUCACUUCCUGGAAAAUCAGGUGGGAAACAAUCAGGCGGACGGGCUCCCAGCAAUCAGAGAAAGACCGUGAUGAGGGUCCGUGUCAAGGAGAAUGCUCCCCCAGGAAGUUAUGUGACUACAAUUACGGCCUCAAACUCGAACAGUGCCUCCGUCUCGUUUGAAUUGGAGGAGAAUAAGAGCAACAUUUUCUGGAUUGAUCCAUCAACCGGUGUCAUCUUGGUUGGAAAGGGGCGUGGAUUGCUAGACCGAGAGAGUAAAUCGAGUCACGAAAUUACCGUCAAAGCUACCAAUUUGCGCGGUGCUACGGCAAGUUGUCGUGUCGUGGUGGAUCUUUUAGACGAAAAUGAUCACAGACCUUUAUUCACAACGACGCAAUAUGACGGGCUGAUUAGAGAGGACGCCAUGCCGGGUACGCUCGUGCGAAAGAAACCUGCACCACUCACUGGAACCACAAGUACGACAGUUUUGGGAAGUGAGAGCAGUGAUUUCAUCGAAACUGAGAAACGACCCUUGGUCCUCGAAUCGUCCGAUUUGGACGUUGGCAUUAAUGCACUCGUCACCUAUUCAAUCAUUGAGGAGGAGGAAAUGAGAAAGGUCUUUCACAUCGAUCCCUCCACCGGUGCUCUCGUCCUCAUCACAUCGCUCGACUAUGAAAAACGUUCCGGAUACGUUUUCCACGUAAAAGCGACCGACGGCGGAGGUCUGACUUCUCCCAACGUCGCAACGGUGAACGUCUCCGUGGAAAAUGUGAACAUGAAACGACCCAUCGUGCUGAACUCGCGGGUCGAAUUGCUCCUUCCAACCGGUCCGGACGUCUUGGUGGGUCGCGUCGAAGCCCGAGAUCCGGACGGCGACGAGUUGGAGUUCAACAUUACGCGAGGAAAUGACAUGGACUGGUUUAAAAUUGGGAGAAAAUCGGGCGAAAUCAGAAUUGGCAAGAUGGCCCAGUUCCCCGUGACGGGGAGUAAAAUUGUUUUGGAGAUAAAUGUUGGCGACGGGAAACACUGGACAAGUUCCACGAUGACGAUCACACCCAAAAACAUCGAGAGGAAUCCAACCUUCUACUUUACCAAUUCGACCUUUGCCACCACCACGAUGGAAAAUUCUACCAAAAUUAUCAACUUAAUUAGUCUCGGCGUAGUCGGGGCAUUUAUGAACGAGCCCUUAAAAUUCGAACUGCUCACACCCACCCCAUAUUUCGGGGUACGACCAACUUCAGGCGUGGUUUAUACGACUGGAGAAAAACUGGACAGGGAAGAACAAGCCGAGCAUGAAUUACUCGUUCAGGUCCGUGGCGAAGAAGCGUCCCGAAUUUCUCGGUGUUUUGUCAAAGUAAAAAUUGGCGACAAGAACGACAACUCCAUUCAAUUUCUGAACCUGCCAUAUGUGGCGGUCGUCUCCUUGGAGAGCAAAGGAGGGGACACCGUACUUCAAGUGAAAGGCUUUGAUGCGGAUGAAGGUGAAAACGCCGUGAUUCGUUACGAACUAGUCCGCUCUCCACACGGAGACAUUUACGAAUUGGAUCGGAACACUGGAUUUAUUCGAUUGCGGAGAAAACCUGAUGCUACUGGACAGCAUGAACUCAUAAUCAAGGCGUACGAUGGUGGCGUCCCCACCUGCACUUCGGAGACCACGGUGUUAGUAAAAGUCGUAAGUUCUGACCAACCCGUGUUUGAGCAACAAUUUUACGAAACAUGGAUCCCCGAGGAUGCCGCCCUCCAAUCCACCGCGAUUGCCCUCAUGGCACACGCACACAAUCCCAUCCUCUACUCGAUCCAUGGUGGCAAUGAUCACGACGAGUUUGCCAUCGACUAUCAAACAGAUAUUGGACUCAACCGGAUCUGCGUCCUGUUUGUUAAUUCGCCCCUGGAUUACGAAACUCAACGGACACACCGACUCACCGUCCGUGCCACGGACCUUGUCACCUCGUCCGGAUCAUCUACCCAAGUUUUGAUUCAUAUCCGAGAUUCGAAUGAUGCUCGCCCCAUCUUCGACAAAUCGAUCUACACCAUCCGCCUGGUCGAGGGGUACAUGCCGCCGCAUUCUUUACUCGCCACGCUGCACGCACAUGACAACGACACGGGGAUAAACUCCCUCCUAACGUACGACCUUGUUCCCGAUGAUGGUCCCAUCCUUCGCAUUCCGAACGAGAACUCUUCCCCACAGAAGAAAUCAUCCUCGUCAUCGACACCUACGCGAGGACGUCUCCAGAGGAGAGAGAUUGAUUCCGAGGACGUCGAGAUGGAUUUAGAGAUGGAGGACGCCACGAGCAAUCAGCGAUCAUCAUGGGACGUCACGAAAUACUUUAUGAUUAAGCCCAACGAUGGCAAGAUUAUUCUGAAACAAAUGGUGGAUUACGAGCGAGCACAUGAAUACAGGUUUUCCGUCGUGGUGAAAGAUUCUGGCAUUCCUCCGCUAAGUUCCACGGCGAGAGUGGUGGUGCAAGUUGUCGACAUUAACGAUAGUGGCGUUGUAUUUGAGAAGAACGUUUACUACGCCCGCAUCUCGGAAUCCGUGCAAAGAGGACAUUUUGUCACAAAGAUCUCCGCGUAUGAUCCUGACUCCGUUGAUCACAUAAAAUAUUCCAUCAUUGGUCAUUCUCACUAUCACAUGCCGUUCGACAUCAAUCCUGACGCGGGUGUUGUACGCGUCUCUCAGCCAAACUUGUUACUGACAGAGCUUCACUUUGAACUCAACGUGUCCGUGACUGACGGUGUGUUUACCUCCUUCGCCAAAUUACACAUUGAAAUCGAACCCCGAAAUCAUUUCGCUCCAUCCUUCUCCUCACUAAUCUAUGAGGUCGGAUGUCCCGAAAAUGCACCGGAUGGUCACUUAAUCGCCAAGUUGAACGCGGUUGACCCCGAUCGCUCCAUUUUUGGUCAGGUCAAAUACUACAUUGCUCAAUGCGAUGAGCCCGACUUGUUCGAAAUUGAUGAGGAUUCUGGCGAAGUGACGCUUCACGCGGGAAAUGGUGACAUUUCCCUCGACCGUGAAGUCAAGGGGAGUCACACCCUUGAAAUCGUCGCACGUGAUGGCGGUGGAUGGCUCGGAUACACAAAACUUGCAGUGAAAGUCAUCGACACGAAUGAAUACCCACCACAAUUUCCCGUUACGGAGUACAGAAUAACUCUUCCUGCUGAACGGAUACGAUCUAAAACGCCAAUACUUCAGGUCGUGGCGGUCGAUGCCGAUACCGAAUUCGGAAUUCGCUACUCCAUCGUGGACCUACCCACGACGGCUUUCCGAUCAAACUCCAACUCCACAACGACCUCCUCCCCCACGACGAAGAGGGACUCGUCCUACUUUGAAAUUAACCCAGAUUCUGGCGAAGUCCGGCUUCGAAUGAGUGAUCAAGACAUUUUAAAAUUUAUGAAGGACAAAUCUCGCAUCGAUUUCCAGUUUUGGGCCGGUGCCACGGACGAGGGUGGUCUCCACUCGUAUAUCCCUGUCACCGUCGUCCUACUACCAGAAGGGGUUCCCAAUCCUGAAAUCCAGCCACAAAACGCGACCUUCUUUGUGAAAGAGGAUGCCCCCAUUGGAUCCAUCAUCACCACUUUUCGAAUCUCCAACAUCGAGGGGGCCAAGUUUAGAGUGGUUUCCUCCAACGAAGAGUAUUUCCAGGUGGAUCACAAUGGAAAUUUGUUGGUCAAAGGGAGACUCGAUCAAGAUAAUGAGGAUAAACAUACGGUCGUUAUCUGGGCGGAAUCUGGCGAUGGGACGAGCGUGGCUACGUCCCAAGUUACCAUUCGUGUCUUCCAGUCGACCGGACGAAAGAGGCCGCCCGUCUUCCAGUCGCUGGAAUAUCAGGUGAAAGUGGCGGAAGACUUUCCCGAGGGGUCCCUCAUUUUCACGGUCCGUGCCAUAGAUUCCGACAAGGGCAACAACAUCAAGGAAAAGUACAGCCUCGUCCCGUCUAAAAGUGGACAGGAGACGAAUCUCUUUUCCGUCAAUCAAGAACACGGAUGGAUAACUUUGGUCAAUAAGUUGGAUUAUGAGCUAAGGAAGGAGCACGUGCUACAUGUCGUGGCAGCCGAUGUGGAUAAACCUUACCUUCAAACCACGGCCACUGUCACGCUAAGUGUGAUCAAUGUUCCCGAUUGUCCAGUCUCCUUCGAUACCACACACUAUUUCUCCUCGGUCCGUGAAGACGUCCCUGAAGGAACGGUGAUCGCCACGGUACACGCCAUUGAUUUGGACAACUCUGCAAGCAAUAAGAAUGGGCCGGAAUCAUCCACCCUGUCCUCCUCGUCAUCUUCCUCCUCCAUAGUUUCCAACUAUUUGGCAUACUUCAUAAUUGACGGGAAUGACGAAGGACAUUUCAAGAUAAACGAUCGUGGCGAACUUAGCAUAUGGCGUGGCCUGGAUUACGAACAAGUUCAAAAGUACGAGCUACGAAUCGUAGCAACUGACGGGUUUUUCACCGACUUUGCAAACGUUACUGUCAACCUGAUGGAUGUGAACGAUAACUCUCCCGUCUGCACGUUCCCCGAGUAUGACGCCGAACUCUCGGAAAGUGUCGCCAUUGGGACGUACGUCGUCACGGUGGAAGCUCAUGAUCCCGAUCUCGGUGCUCUCGCCCCACGUUUCUCCCUGGCUGGAGAUGGUGCCCAACAUUUCGACAUCCACCGAGAAACUGGCGCCGUAACGACGCGGAUCAGACUGGACCGUGAGACUAAACCAUUUUACAAUCUUAUCGCAUACGCAGAAGACAGCGAAAGUGGGGAAGCUUGUCGAGUGGAUUUGAAGAUAACUGUUGCCGACGAAAAUGACUCAGAACCCAGAUUCUCAGAGGAUCUGUACAUCGUCACUGUGAAGGAGGAUGCUCCAGUCGGGGCCUUAAUCGGGAAGGUACACGCGGAUGAUGCAGACGCCGGGAUAAAUCGACGCGUCCGUUAUUCUCUAGUCUCCGUUGUGUCGAGUACCUCUGGGGCCUCGGUGAUUGAUGACCAAUUCUCGUUAGAUUCUAAUUCAGGGGUGAUUUCGCUUCUUAGACCGCUCGACAGGGAACUUGUGCCCGGAUAUAAUCUCACCCUCCAGGCCACCGAUGGAGGUAUACCGCCGCAAUCAAGUGUCGUCGAUGUGUCCAUUAUGGUCGCGGACGUUAAUGAUAAUCCUCCCGAGUUUGCGUUCAACUAUUAUUCAGCCACGAUAUCUGAGCUGGCCCCCAUUUCCACGGAGGUCGCAAGGAUACUCGCCACGUCGAAAGACAUCGGAAUAAAUGCUGACAUCACGUACGACAUCGUGGGUGGGAAUGGCUACUCGCAUUUUGGAAUUCAUCCCAAAUCAGGGGUCAUAUUUGUCUCAGCGGGUCUCGACUAUGAGCGAAUUCGAGAAUAUGUGCUCUCCGUAAGAGCGCGAGAUGGUGGGUCACCUCCCCUCGCUUCCCAGGCGCUGGUCAAUAUCUCGCUGAUCGACCAAAAUGACAAUGCCCCGCAAUUCAGUGGGGGUGGGGCCGGCUAUUCGGUUCAGAUUCCUGAGGAUGCGCCAAUUGCGACGUCUGUGAUUCAGAUUCAAGCCGCUGACCUAGACAGCGGGGUAAACUCAAGAAUUUCAUACCAACUUGGGACCGGGGACAGGAUGAAACAUUUCAAAAUCGACGCGCACAAUGGCAUCGUUUCAGUAGCGUCGGCACUAGAUCGAGAAAUGAUUUCGCACUAUUCUCUCGAAGUGUGGGCCGUUGAUGCAGGCACUCCACCCCUUUCAUCAUCCACCCACGUGGAAAUUUACGUGCUCGACUGUAACGACUCGCCCCCAUUGAUUCGUGUUCCCACGGAUGAACUCAUCGUACAAGAAGAUCGCCCAAUUGGCUACACGAUUCACAAAUUUGUCGUCUCCGACGCUGACGCAGCGCCCAACAGCGAACCAUUCUCGUGGGAUUUGCGCGACGCGGAGAGACGCUCGUCUUCCACUUCCGGUUCUUCAUCCUCGCUUCCCUUCACCGUCUCGGAAUCUGGCAUGUUAAACGUCGCCGGGAAGCUGAACUCCCAAAGAAAACCUGUUUACCGACUUCUGCUCCGCGUUUUUGACAAUGGCGACCCUCCGUUAUAUUCCGACGCCAAUAUCACCGUCAAAGUCGUCGACAAGUCUCAGUGGCCCCCAGUCGUGUCCACGCUAACGGUGACUGCCAUCACGGCCGACGAAACCUACCCGGCUGGAAUUCCUCUGGGAAAAGUGCACGCGUCUGACUUUGAUCCAUACGAUAUUCUCCUCUAUUCCUUGGUCGACACUCCCUCAUCGACACAUUUCAUGAUUGACGCGGCAAAUGGGACCCUGAAAAGCUUGACCCCGUUGAAAUCUGGAACGUACGAGUUGGGCGUGACGGUGUCGGAUGGGAGAUGGACAGCGCGAGGAGAUGCGUACAUUCGGGUGGUGACUUUAGCUAGUUUAAUACCCGAUAUGAAAUUAGACGGGGAUCAUGGAGGCAAGACGGAUGGUGAAAAUUGGAAGUCGACCUCCACCUCGACGACGACAUCAUUUAAGAAAAAGAGCCGCAAAGACAUCAGCGCUUUUGCAGUCGUCCUCACAUUAAAAGGGCACAACCCGCAAAGCCUGCUUACCAGGAUUUUUGCCUUAAUCAACGCCAUAAAGGAAUCCAUGGGCUUGGAGCCGAAUGGUGUCUCAAUCUACGACGUCGUCAUCUUAUCCGUACAAUCCUCCAAACGGGCAGAAGACUACUCCUCAUCACCAUCAGCAGCCACUUCCGGCGUCCGGCGGGUCCGACGUGGUGACGACGAAAAUGCGAAUAAUAACACCAUGAGUGACGCCAUCAUUAGUGACACCAUCCCAUCCGUCGAUAUACUCCUCUCCGUGCGUAAAAGCACUGAUGGAUCUUUUGUCAACCCGUCCGAAUUAAUGAAAAAAUUGAAGUUUGCCCUCCCACAAAUCGAAUCUGUUAUGAGUGCAAAAGUCACAAGAUUAACGUUCGAUGUUUGUAAAGAAAAUUCAUGCGAUCGGGGACAAUGCCGCACAGUUGCAACCUUUGAAGGGACACAGUCUCUCAUUUCGACCGAAACUUUAAGUCUAAUUACACCUAAUCACUUGUUGGAGGUCGUCUGCUUCUGUCCGCCGGGUUUUGGAGGUCCCCGAUGUGAGAAAGUAAUAAAUGCCUGUGCCCAUUCGGAAUGCAUGGCGGGGUACGUUUGCCUCCCCGACUCUUCGCCAAAAGGUUAUGCGUGCCUAUGUCGCAAGAUUUACUGUCCUCCUGGGGGCAUGUGUGAGGAAGACGAUCACUGCGCCCAACAAUCCGUCUCCUUCAGUGGUCGAAGCUUCUUGGCGUACAACGUGGGUCCCAGUUUGGAGAGAGAGUUGAGUAUUUCGAUAAAAAUCAAAACUCUGUACACGGCCGGAACGAUUCUUCACUCGUUCGGACAUUUUGAUUAUGCUCUUCUCGAGAUUCGCCAAGGCCUUGUCCAAUUUUCAUGGGAUCUCGGCACCGGGAAAGAAGUUCUCACCGUGACAUCCAUCUCCGUGUCGGACAAUCGCUGGCACCGAAUAAUUCUCCACCUUCGCGACAAUCGUGCCGUCCUUUCAGUCGAUGAGCGGUCCCGAGCAGGCAGCGCACGAUCUCCCGGAGCGGCAAGGUCACUUCAUACCGGCGGAAUUCUGUACAUUGGUGCAAAGAUUAUAGGGCUUCACGGCUCCACGUUGGAGAGUCUCAUCCCAGCGCAAGGUUUCAUCGGGUGUAUGAAAGACCUGCGGUACGGUUACCUUCACCACCAGACGGGACCAGGGUCCAGCUCAGACCUGCACAUUCAGGAAGUGAAACAUUACAUAACUCCGGGAAUCAAUCGUAUCGACUUGGACGGGAUAGAUAAGAAUUUAGACUUGGAAGAUGUUGAUGACACCGAUCAGGAUAACUUUGAUCAGGAUGUGAACAGCAAGAACAAGAAUGAUAAUGCAGGAGGGAUUUCGGGUAGAAUGGCUCCGCUACCGUUCCAUUCGUCGGACAGUGAUCGAAUGGGGUCUCAUCUACUCUGGUCUCGCAACGUGUCAUUCUCAUGUGAAAGAAUUCUCCAUGUUGUGGAAGCCUGUCGAAGCCAACCCUGUCUGAAUGGAGGGUCUUGUUCAGAAGACCGACUUUCCACCCCGACAUCCAGCGGAGCAGGCACCGGGUUCAGAUGUGAUUGUCCUUCAAGAUUCCACGGACAUAACUGUGAACAUGAUUUGGAUCCUUGUGGAUCACAACCGUGCUUAAAUGGGGGCACGUGCACUCCAACAGCAACCGAGUCUACUUCUGAUCGAGGAAAUGGAGCGUCUUUCUCCCCAUCGCUCGUGUCCAGCAGUGGUGCUGGUGGUGAAUGGUUAUCGGAACCACAGUUUUUGUGCCUAUGUCCUCCAGGCACGUUUGGAUCUCGUUGUGAACGGGGUCGUUGGUGCAAAAAUUCGGAAAUGGGAGGAACUGAUUCCUUAUCAACGGCGGACUUGGUGCGGCUUUCCUCCGAUUCCGGCGUGGGUGGUGGUGAUGACGGAAGAGAAGAAGUUUGCAAACAUCACGGUGAAUGCGAAGAUGGUCCGUCAGGUCCGAUUUGUUGGUGUGCAGGUGGAUACACGGGGGCCACUUGUCAGCUUGAUAUUAAUGAAUGUGAACGCGGUGACGCAUGCGGACCAGCCUCGACCUGCAUAAAUUUUGCUGGUGGAUUCCGAUGCCUCUGUCCCGCAAAUGCGACUGGGUUACGAUGUAACCGCAUCUUAACGGCACCUUCCAUUAUCGUGUCAGACUAUCAAGACCUCAUUCUCAUCGUUGUCUUUGUCAUCGUCACCUCGGUCACUUUUAUCGUCGCGUUUAUUCUCGUGAGGAGGUGUUGCAUUGCGAGAGAAAGAGGGGGUCAGUCAAACGGCAUUGCACUCACGGCAACGAGGGGAUUAAAAGAUAAUGGACACACAAAAGAUAACCGCGAUCGUGACACGAGUAACCGAGAAGCACAACAACUCUUGAGAAAUCGUGACUCUAAAAUUUCUAAUUUGGAAGUCCGUCCCGUUUCUGCAACGUCAGACCUUUUCACGGGCGAAUUAGAGCCAGAAAAUAACAAACCGGGAACGUUUAUCAAUAACUUGAUGAAAGGGAGUUCUACUUCGGGAGGAGGAAUGAUGAUGACACCCAUGAAGGAUAAGGGAUGCUCCACUUUGACACAUUGGGAUCCAAAUCGGGACGAUUAUGAUAACAAAGUACAAAAUUACAUGAAGGGUGACCUCAAUUGGGCCCCGCGACCCAACGCUACGGGUACCUCGUCCAAACCCGGUUCCCCCGUUUCCGACGGGUACCACUGGGACCAUUCCGAUCUCACCCAACAACCGCACAACAUUUCCCCCACAAACACACUCCCCCCACCCCCCGCAGAUAUUCCCGAUAUCCGUAUCUCAAAUGGUGGUCAUCAUCGUCACCAUCUUCACAAAAAUCCUCCCAGUAACAACUUGGAUCUCCCGUCUUCCUCUUCCACUCCCGGGGGUCCAGUGACCAUUAACUUGGCCGCGUUACCACCCCCGCACGAAACUUCUCUCCCAUAUUUUGACGACGCCGUGAUCGGAACUAGUCUCGAUGAUGUUACCCCUGAAGAAGAAUUGCCUGGAAAUCGUUCCCCUCGAAAUUGGCAAAUCCUUCACCCUGAUCAGUAUUUACUUCCGCAUACACAAAGUGGUGGUGACGAUGUUUACGACCCUUCCACCGGGCUUUGUUCUUGCCCACAAUUAAGAUCCGAGGUGGAACAACACGUCCCUCCACCGGCACCCGUAGCUAUUCGAAACCGCUACAAAGACAAAACACCUUCAAAAGGAAAUAGCAAAGCUAAACUUUUGAAAGAACAGCAGCAGCAACAUGAAGACGAUGAAAAUUCUUCCUUGUUAUUGAACGGGAGUGGAAAUAACCCUUCGAUAACAUCGUCGUCAUCUUCGUCGAAAUUAUCGAGUAAAAUUCCACGUAGACAAAAUUUAACGGGUCAACAACCUCAACAGAGCCCAAAUUCCAAUAAUUCUUCUUCCAAUGCAAAAACUACGGCUACUCAUGUAACACAAGUUUGACAUGUACAGAAGGAAUGUUUAGUUUACGUUAUUAAGACAUCGGACUGUUAAAAUUAUUUAUAAUGUAAUCAGUUAAAUUUCUCAUAUUUUGUUAGUCGCGUGACAAGUAAGUUACGAUGUCAAAAACCCUGCCAUAAUUUUUGUGACGAUUUUUUUUACCAGAGUUAUAAGUAAUAUAACAAUUUUGUGUUCAUAAUUUCUUGUCGAUAUGCAAUUCCUUCGUGACGAAUCCUCAAUUUCUUGUCAUCGUCACCCCUCUCAAAUUGGUGCUAUCCUACUAGCUAACUUUAUCGUAGCGUGUAAAAAUAACCUGCCAUUUGAAAACCGGAAAUAUACCUCUAGCCGAGUAAUUAACUUUCAAUUUCCGAACUUACGAUAGUGGAGAACCCAGAUAAAAAAGACUGUUUAAAAUAUAAUGUUAGAAAACCCUUCUACAUAGAACAUUAUUUGUUACAGAAAUCUAACCCACAUUUCUAUAAAAGUGCCUAAAACGGAGAAAAAUCAUUAAAUAAAAUGUGUAUGCAGGUAUUUAAAUUGUUUAAAAAAACUUUAAAAAUCUCGUAAUUAUAUGUAAAUAAUCAUUCAUUCUGUGUGCCCUGAAACAAACAAUUAUCCCGAAUGUACUACAUACCUGCGUAUGUAUAAAUAAUUAAUUAAUGUCAUAAAACGUACAACUAAAGUAAAUUUUGAAAAAAAUCUUUUACUUUAUUUUGUAUUGUCAACUUUAAACAAAAUGAGAUUAAUAUUUUCUCUACCUAUUUCUACUCAACUUUUUCUCUACUCUGACUAUUUAUAUAAAUUGAAUUCAAAUCAACUUAAUGUUGUGUAGCAAGAUGAUGCAAAUAUAAAAUUACGUAAUUACGUAAUAAUUUAUUUACAUGUCUAAUAUAGUUGACUGAGAAGAACUGAAUAUCUGUCAAAAAAAUCUCAUUGUAUUAUUAAUUGUAAGAAGUCGUAUUGUAAGAGAAGGUUCGAAGUUAAAUGAAUUCGCAUAGCUGCUUUUUGAAACUUAUUUACUUAUCGGGGAGCAAUUUAAUUUGUGUAUAUUAAAAAUGUACAUAAUUUAUGUAAAUGAUCUUUUUAUUAAUUUACUAUUUUACACGCGGAUGAAAGUGUUGUCUGUUUUGCUACUCUCUUGUUCUUUGAGUGCAAGCGAUAUUGUGAAAAUAACGAAAAGUGUAUAAAUUAAAAAGUCGUUUUUUUGCUAUAUUUGUUAUAUUUACAUUUGUGUGAUUUUGAUAUUACGGAAGUAUUUAGGUGUAAAAAUAGGCUUGUAUAAAAAUCGAAUUAUUUGUUCUUUUAUUUUCUGCAAAAAAAACUAGUCGUACAAUUUAAUAAUAUUGUCACAGAGAAAGAAAAUGAGCUAAAACGAAAGAAAUUAUUGGUAACGUAUUUAAAUAUGUAAUGUAUAAUCUUAAAUCGCAUGAAUCAUCAUUAUCGUAUAAUUAUAAAUCGUGGUAUAAAUGUUGAAUUAUUAGUUAAAUGACAUGAAAAAGUUUACAUAAUACGUGCAACUCCUCCCGUAAAUAUAUUAUGAUACAAAUAUUUAUGAAUAUUAUGACAAGUUUUUUUUAGAUAUUGGUAAAUUGAUAUUCAAAAUGGUUGCUGAUUUUAAAAAAUAAAUGAAUAAAAAGAACAUACGAAAUAAAA